GCGGUCUCCGGAGUGCGUGUUCGAAUCUCUGCCGUGGAAAGGGACAGGCUGCGGAUGCGGGCAAGGCCGCCACCGUAUCUUUUCUUUCGUCUUCCUUCCUCCUGCUCUGCUUGCUUACUUGCUGUUCUCUAGUCGGGAUAUCCAGAGCUGCUAUGGCGAGGAGCCUGGGCGCCCACAGCCCCCAUAGCGGCGAGAGGCUGAUAUAAGUAUCUGUGUGAACCCUCCGAGCCAGAAGCACCGGCGAAGGUUGGGUGGGGUUCUGCUCUGCCUUAUCAUCAGAGAGAUCGAGCACUCCUCUCCUGCUGGGAUUUCUUUCUAGCCAAGGAUUCCUCCUAGGUUACAAAUUGGCAGCCAGUGAAUUGCUAAAAGCAUCUUUUUGCCAACAACAUGGAUUGGAACACACAGCUCAGCUCAAUAUUGACUGAAACAGACAGCAACAUGGCCAAAAUUAAGCAGCGUCUGAACCCAGCCAGCAGUUCUUCCAAAGCUGAUUUGUUUCUAGACAGAAUAAAUACCGAAACUGCUCUUCCAAGUGAGCCACAGAGUGGACCAUCACCCCUGCAUUUCACAUGUGAAGCUCACCCAUGCUGCAGAAUGGCCACCGACGAGCUCUCAGCCAUCAGCAAGCAACUGCAUUCACAAGCCCAGGUCAUAGAGUCCCUCACUCAGGCAGUACAUCGGCUGAAACAGGAGAAGGAACUGCAGCAGCGGAGUAUCAGUCACCUAGAAGAAGAGGUAGACCGACUGCAGCACAAUUCCCGCGGUGCCUUGGAAUCGGUGCUGGGACUCAGGAUGGAAGGGUUGAAGAGUGAGCUCCGUAGCCUUCAUCAACAAGUGUUUCAACAAUCAGAUGGCGACUGCACUCCUGAUUUGUUUUCCAGCCCUGGUAUCAAGCAAGAUAUGCUGGAGAGUAAAAAAGUCCUGUGGCAAGAGUACGAGUGCAUCAGAAGGGAGCUAGAGCAGCUGAAACAUAAACUUGAUCGACAAGAGGAAGAUCUGUUCAAUCAAGUGUCAGCAACCCAUGAGAUUAAGAGAACUCAAAGUCGAUACUGUCAGAUGCUGGAAGAUCUGAUGAACACUCAUACAACUCAGACUCGGGAUUUGGAUAAAGCUCGGAAUGAGACCCAGAGCACCCAGCAGGAACUCAGCCACGUCAAAUCUGCAGUUACUGACCUAAAAGAACAGGUGAAAAGUCUCCACUUGGAGGACAGGCUGAAUGCUAUGACAUUUAAGGAAGAAUGCAUUCAUAUGAAAAAAAACAAAGGAUUGUUGCAUGAAGAUGCCUUGUUCUUUCUCAGUGAUGAUUCAGUCUCCGAGUUCAGUCUCACAGAUGUCAGCUCAGAUGAACUCUUCAGUGAACCAGAGAUCGCACAACUUGCUGAUGACAAGAUUUCCAUACCAAGCUUGGAGUUGGAGGAGAGUUCCCUUGGAGGGGCAACUGGUGGCAUGCUGGAGAGAGCAGAGCUCAGCACGGAGUUGUCCACCAGUCUGCCCGAGCUCAACCUGAGUGACCUUUAAAGCUUCACCGAAGGACUGCCUCAUUCUUUCUAAUGAGGAAAAAAAUUAAAGAGGAGAAACAUAUGGACUGCUCUUCUGCAUGCUGAGCUGCUUUUUGUACAGAUUCAAAAUUAGGUAGGAGGGACAGUGUUACCUCAGCCUGUGACCCGUGUGAAGUUAGCACAUCAGAGUAGGAGGUGCAGGCCCAAAACCCUUCAAGAGGACUGUGUCUGUUUUGUUCAGAGGCUUCCAACAUACCUUCUGGAAAGGAACAGUUGUAUUGCUAGUCUGUGUGUGUGUGUGUGUGUGUGUGUGUGUGUGUGUGUUGGAACAUAUUGGCUUCCUUCUAGGAGCUGGUCAUUCCCAACUCUCCUAUUGUUUAAUUCGUCUGUAACCCAAUAUUGAGGCUGAGCUGCAAGACAAAACAUUCUGGAAAUUAAUCCAGCUUAGACCACAUUCUGUUAAUCUGUUCCACUGUGCUUAUCCACACAAGAACAUCUGGCUCUCCUGUUUUAGCACUGCUAAGGUAAAACCAGAUGUGAAGGUGAACACUCCAUUGAGGAAGAUAGGAACAUAUAAUGGGCUGUAUCCAAUGUUAGUCCUGCUUAGAGUAGACCCAUUGAAAUUAAUAGUACUUAAGUUGGACUAAUUUUGGAUACAACCCAUUAUGUUGCCCUUAUUGAGCCAGUCAUUGACAUGCUUGCUAUGAUUGGAUGUAUUUUACUGCCCUGGGGUGGGGAAGGUGAGACAUCCUGGGAGAGCACAACCUGUGACCAUCUUUCCAUCUGGGAACAGGAAGGGAUAUCUGGAAAAUGCUGUGGGCAUCGUAAGUUUCCUUGCCCUUUGAGCUGCUGGUGUUUGAACAGGGGUGAACUAUGGUCUCCAGUGCCAGAUAUGUGUUUACCUUAGUAAUGGUGCAGUUAAUUUUUGUGGAUUUUGGUUUAGGUGGGAAAGUAAAAUAUAGCUCAGUGCACUCAUCUGUGUUCUUUUAAUCUGGCCUUGGAUCCUUUUCAGUGAAUGGCAGAGGUAGAAACCCAAGAGUCUUGCUUGCCAUCUUGAUUUCAUUAGGAAGAUAUUUUUUCAGCCAAGCUAGAUGUGUAUGUAGAAUGAGGCCCAUCAGCCACUUACUAGCCAAGAUGGUCAAAUAUAGCCACAAACUACAUAUUAUAGGUAAUACAUAUAGUGAAGUCCUGAUUAUUUUAUUUUUUAAAAAAAGCAGCUGUGUACGUUGCAGCAAGGAGCUGCUUAAUUCUUUCCCUGCCAGCAAACUUUAAUUUUUUAAAAAAAGCUCCCCUAGCUGCUUUUCCCCCUUUUGGUGUUCUAGAUGUCAGAAAUCUUAUCUAGAAGCCCAUGGAGGACAAUAUUGAAUGGAAGAGCAAUUAAUGCGGGUGGGAAGGCAUUAACCAGCCCCUAUUCCACAAC
Molecule: messenger RNA, 2919 nt
Organism: Elgaria multicarinata webbii
Lineage: Eukaryota; Metazoa; Chordata; Lepidosauria; Squamata; Anguidae
Exons: 12
Coding region: 388-1518 (376 amino acids)
Source: RefSeq, a predicted model, not a curated record